AUGAUAUCUGAGAGUGACUGGCGCGUGGUAGGUACUUACCGUUGGCGGUCCUUAUAUCAGGGGUAUACAAAUUCAGAGGAACAAUGUCUUUAUGAAGAUGCAAUGCACCUAGAAAACAUCCCUAUUCUUCUCUACGACACCAAGCAGGAAGAUGGAGGAAUAUUGGCUCCUCGGUACGUCGCUAGAAAGGUUUCAGCGCCACAGGCUUCAUGUCAAAAAGUGAAGGUGCUUUCUGGUUGUGCUCAGCCGCGGGAUAGUACACCUGCGAUGCCCCUAGAAUCCAGCCUCAACUGUGGAACAGCUCCUACCGUCUCUGGCUCUCCCUCCCAUUCGAAAAAGUUUUCUCUGGUGGUAGGGACAACACUUCCACAGCCCCCACAUACCGUAUUUGUGUUGUUUCUUGUUCUAUUAUUAGCCGAUAUUGCGGUGACGGCCACUGCCGUGACGACCACGCCCACAAGUCCAUUGAUGUCUGCCGUUUGUUGCCUUGCGGCACUUGGCCCGGAUGUUGUUUCCAUUGGCCUAAUACUGAGGCGGGAACGCAAUUCCACUUUUGCGGCAAUCCAUGUAGUAUUGUGGCCUUGCCUUGUUUUUCUUUUUCUCUUUCCUUUUAUUUCAAUGGUAUUUAUAAUACACUUCAUAUUGUCUGCAAUUUUGUUGCUUUUUCUUGUGCGCUUUCGUGUGAGCUCGCACACCACAUUUUUUACCUUUCAGUAA
Molecule: messenger RNA, 717 nt
Organism: Trypanosoma cruzi
Lineage: Eukaryota; Euglenozoa; Kinetoplastea; Trypanosomatida; Trypanosomatidae
Exons: 1
Coding region: 1-717 (238 amino acids)
Source: RefSeq, a predicted model, not a curated record